Chinchilla lanigera (long-tailed chinchilla) is the source of this 795-nucleotide messenger RNA. RefSeq lists its product as uncharacterized. The transcript has 5 exons. Bases 1 to 735 code for a protein of 244 amino acids. NCBI's taxonomy places the organism in Eukaryota, Metazoa, Chordata, Mammalia, Rodentia, Chinchillidae. The record is from RefSeq and is a predicted model, not a curated record.
AUGGUUAGCCUGACAAGGAUUUGGAGGGUGAUACAUUUGGUGGCAGAAUCAGUGAUAGGGAACAAGGAAUCUGUGUACUCUUUACAGGUGCAUGGGAAUGUUAACAAGGACACUGUAACAUCCCAAAUAUGUGGGUACUGUGUCCGUGUUGGUGCCCACUGUUCCAACAGAACGUGCUCGGGAAUGAACGCCACCUCCAGCAAGCGGAGUGUCUGCGCUGUCCUCUGCGUUACUCGCGGCUGCUGCUCCUUAUACUUCCCUUACUUAGUAAAACAAUGUGAACGUCACCCACAUUUGAUUUUGGCUUGGGCUACCCAGCAGUCUACCCCGCCCCCCCAGCCCUCGCACCCGGUCAUAGGAAGAGGCUGCUAUGCAGACGCAGCGAGCGCAGACUGGAGGCUUCAAAAGCUGACAAAGCAUCCCGAGGCUGGGGCUGAGCUGGAUCUCCAGGGCUUUACCAGGAUAACGAGGAGUCUUCAAGACUACAAGCAGCAUAAAGUGGGCAAUAUGAAGAAUCUUCUUUUGCUCAGAUGGGUCACGGUUUCCUGUAGAGUGUGGCCACCUUUAAAAGAAGAAGAAGAAGAAGAAGAAGAAGAAAAAAACCCUUGUAUUUCCAAAGUCUCUUUCCGCAGUGUUUAUAAAAUGGUCCAAUUAGAUGUGAGCGCAAGUCUGCUUGGUGGAACUUGCAGGGAAAAGUGUUUUGCUGGUGAAAAAGAACUCAUACGGCUGCCAUGAGUCUCUAAUCCGUUUUCAGCCGUCUUCAUGGCUGAAAUUCCGACAAAAUGGACAGAGGUG